AUGGAUUGGGAAUUGGCUCAGUGGCAUCCAUUGAUUCAAGACAGAAAAUUUCUGCCCUGGCUCAUUAAGGUGCCUUCGGAUAAAUUGCUCUUGAGGGCCCGUGAUAUUUCCCAAGCUCAAAUGACAAAACUAGAAGAACUCUGGAAAAACGAACCGGAUGUUAAGUAUGCAGAUUUGCACCGUCCUGACAUUGUUGAUGAAGAGGAAAUGGCACCUACCCUGCUGCAGUACGAAGAUGGAUUCCAUUAUCAAAACAUUUUGGCUCCACUGGUAAAAAUCGAAGCAGACUAUGAUCGCCAGAUCAAGGAGAGUCUGACAGAGGAAAGUAUUUCGGUUAGGUGGGACAAAUCCCUUGCUGGUAAGAAUGUGGCAACUUUUUCAUUCCAUCGCAUGGCGGUCGAACAGUCGCGUAUUAUGGUGGGAGACGAGCUUCGUCUCAAGCUAGGUGAAGGGGCCCAAUUUCUAUAUGGAAGGCCCUGGGAAGGAGUUGGAUAUGUCAAGGAUAUCAUCGAUAGCGAGGUGGAACUAGAGCUUCGCACCGGAGGAAACGUGCCGGAUUCACUUUCCGACGACUACGUUGUGGAAUAUAUUUGGAAGAGUACCUCUUACGACAGGAUGCAAAGUGCAAUGAAAACCUUUGCCAUCGAUGACACUUCUGUGACUGGUUACAUUUAUCACAAAUUGCUCGGACACCCGGUCGAAGAGCAGCGCAUUGCCACGGCUCGUAUUCCUUCCGGCGAAGAGGCCUUUACGGUUCCAGGCUUGCCUCCACUAAACGACUCCCAGAUUGAAGCAGUUGCAGCAGUUCUCCAGCGUCCCUUGAGUUUGAUUCAGGGACCUCCUGGAACGGGAAAAACCGUCACGAGUGCAACCCUUGUGUACCAUCUUACCCGCCAGAACAUGGGACAGGUGCUCGUAACGGCACCAAGUAAUGUCGCUGUUGAUCAGCUCACGGAGAAAAUUGCUGCUACCGGACUUCGUGUCGUUCGUUUGGCAUCCAAGACACGCGAGGCAACAUCGAGCUCUGUGGACCAUCUCUGUUUGCACGUCAUGACGCCGUUGGCUGCUGGCGAUGAAUUCAACAAACUGCAACGCCUCAAAAAUGAGAUUGGUGAACUCAGCGAGCGUGAUCAGAAGAAGUACAGGUCGCUUCGCAACAAGACGGAGCGUGAAAUCUUGCAAGCCGCUGAUAUCAUCUGCUGUACAUGUGUCGGUGCUGGUGAUCCACGUCUCAAGAACUUUCGAUUCCGUCAGGUCCUCAUUGACGAAGCAACCCAAGCCAUUGAAGCAGAAGCCUUGAUUCCAAUUGCGAUGGGUGCCAAACAGGUUGUAUUUGUUGGUGAUCACUGCCAGCUUGGUCCGGUUGUGAUGUGCAAAGCCGCAGCAAAGGCUGGUUUGACUCAAAGUAUGUUCGAGCGCCUUGUGUUGAUUGGAAAUCGUCCCAUUCGUCUGCAAGUUCAGUAUCGGAUGCACCCUGCUUUGUCUGAGUUCCCCUCAAAUAUGUUCUACGAAGGAAGUCUCCAGAAUGGUGUUACCGAAGCCGAUCGCCAACUCUUGAAUAUGCCUGGCUACGCAGGAAAAGAGGACUUCCCUUGGCCAGUGCCCAACAAACCCAUGUUUUUCUACUCGAUUUCUGGCAUGGAAGAGAUCUCCGCGUCUGGUACCUCGUACUUGAAUCGCACGGAAGCGUCGUACGUCGAAAAGGUUGUAACGCAUCUGCUUCGAAUGGGUGUCACACCAGGGCAGGUUGGUGUUAUCACCCCUUAUGAUGGCCAGAAAAAAUAUGUCUCCGAGUACAUGAGACGGGCGGGUGCCUUGGCCAGCGCUCUCUACGAGGCUAUCGAAGUUGCCUCAGUGGAUGCUUUCCAAGGCCGUGAGAAAGAUUUCAUUCUUGUCUCAUGCGUCCGUUCCAGCGAAACGCAGGGUAUUGGGUUCUUGUCCGACCCCCGUCGUCUCAAUGUCGCAUUGACCCGUGCCCGACUUGGAAUUAUCUUGCUUGGAAAUCCUCGCGUUUUGAGCAAGAAUCCGCUCUGGGCUGCCCUCCUCCUGCAUUUCAAGGAGUAUGACUGUCUUGUGGAAGGCCCACUCAACAACCUACAACCCAGUUACAUGACAUUUGCUCGUCCACGCAGAAACGUCGCAAGCGAUUCUCGAUACGCCUUCACGGCCCUUGCCCGUGGUGGCUGGGAUGGACGCUGGGACGAUCGUCGUGAUCCCCACAACGCUCCUGGUUUCCGCAACGGCGGCCGCCGAGGUCGUCGAGGAAAACAUGAGCAGAGUGACUCGCGAUUUGAUCCCAGAUACGACAAUGGCAACUAUGGUGGUGGUUAUGACGAAAACAACAAUGCAGCUACCAAUAGGGGACUCCCCAUUCCCAGCUUUGCACCUUUGCCGCAUUAUGCCGGUGCUGAUGACUUGAGCAGUGUAGGCGGUGACAGUGCUUACGAUGGUUCUCAGUACGGAGGCUCCAGAGCCAGUUUCUGGUCCCAGCGCGAGAAGGCGAACCAAGGGCCCCAAAUGGGCUACUUUGUGGGCGGUCCUCUCGGAGCUGGGAAUGACUCUCGCAGGUAA
This is a messenger RNA of Seminavis robusta, 2571 nucleotides long. The record is from the annotation of a GenBank genome assembly. NCBI's taxonomy places the organism in Eukaryota, Bacillariophyta, Bacillariophyceae, Naviculales, Naviculaceae.